AUGGGCGCAAGGGAGUCGGGCGCAAGGGAGUCGGGUGCAAGCGAAUCGGGCGCAAGCGAAUUGGGCGCAAGGGAAUCGGGCGGAAGGGAUUCGGGCGCAAGGAAAUCGGGCGCAAGCAAGUCGGGCGCAAGCGAGUCGGGCGCAAGCGAGUCGGGCGCAAGCGAAUCGGGCGCAAGCGAAUCCCCGCCCCAUUCUCCCGCUUUCCAUCGCCCCGCCCCAUUCUCCCUCUUUCCAUCACCCCGCCCCAUUCUCCAUCUUUCAAUCAUCGCGCCCCAUUCUCCCACUUUCCAUCACCCUGCCCCAUUCUCCCUCUAUCCAUCACCCCGCCCCAUUCUCCCGCUUUCCAUCACCCCGCCCCAUUCUCCCACUUUCCAUCGCCCAGCCCCAUUCUCCCGCUUUCCAUCGCCCCGCCCCAUUCUCCCGCUUUCCAUCACCCCGCCCCAUUCUCCCUCUUUCCAUCACCCAGCCCCAUUCUCCUGCUUUCCAUCACCCCGCCCCGUUCUCCCUCUUUCCAUUACCCCGCCCCGUUCUCCCGCUUUCCAUCUCCCCGCCCCAUUCUCCCGCUUUCCAUCACCCCGCCCCUUUCUCCCACUUUCCAUCACCCCGCCCCAUUCUCCCUCUUUCCAUCUCCGCACCCCAUUCUCCCUCUUUCCAUCACCCAGCCCCAUUCUCCCGCUUUCCAUCACCCCGCUCCAUUCUCCCGCUUUCCGUCACCCCGCCCCAUUCUCCCGCUUUCCAUCACCCCGCCCCAUUCUCUCGCUUUCCAUCACCCCGCCCCAUUCUCCCGCUUUCCAUCACCCCGCCCAAUUCUCCCGCUUUCCAUCGCCCAGCCCCAUUCUCCCGCUUUCCAUCGCCCUGCCUCAUUCUUCCACUUUCCAUCACCCCGCCCCAUUCUCCCUGUUUCCAUCACCCCGCCCCAUUCUCCCUCUUUCCAUCACCCCGCCCCAUUCUCCCGCUUUCCAUCACCCCGGCCCAUCUCCCUCUUUCCAUCACCCCGCCCCAUUCUGUCUCUUCCCAUCCCCCCGCCCCAUUCUCCCUCUUUCCAUCACCCCGCCCCAUUCUUCCGCUUUCCAUCACCCCGCCUCAUUCUCCCUCUUCCCAUCGCCCCGCCCCAUUCUCCCGCUUUCCAUCGCCCCGCCCCAUUCUCCCUCUUUCCAUCAGCCCGCCCCAUUCUCCCGGUUUCCAUCGCCCCGCCCCAUUCUCCCUCUUUCCAUCACCCCGCCCCAUUCUGUCUCUUCCCAUCGCCCCGCCCCAUUCUCCCUCUUUCCAUCACCCUGCCCCAUUCUCCCGCUUUCCAUCACCCCGCCUCAUUCUCCCUCUUCCCAUCGCCCCGCCCCAUUCUCCCGCUUUCCAUCGCCCCGCCCAAUUCUCCCUCUUCCCAUCAGCCCGCCCCAUUCUCCCGCUUUCCAUCGCCCCGCCCCAUUCUCCCUCUUUCCAUCAGCCCGCCCCAUUCUCCCGCUUUCCAUCGCCCCGCCCCAUUCUCCCUCUUUCCAUCACCCCGCCCCAUUCUCCAUCUUUCAAUCACCCCGCCCCAUUCUCCCACUUUCCAUCACCCUGCCCCAUUCUCCCUCUAUCCAUCACCCCGCCCCAUUCUCCCGCUUUCCAUCACCCCGCCCCAUUCUCCCGCUUUCCAUCGCCCAGCCCCAUUCUCCCACUUUCCAUCGCCCCGCCCCAUUCUCCCGCUUUCCAUCACCCCGCCCCAUUCUCCCUCUUUCCAUCACCCAGCCCCAUUCUCCUGCUUUCCAUCACCCCGCCCCGUUCUCCCUCUUUCCAUUACCCCGCCCCGUUCUCCCGCUUUCCAUCUCCCUGCCCCAUUCUCCCGCUUUCCAUCACCCCGCCCCUUUCUCCCACUUUCCAUCACCCCGCCCCAUUCUCCCUCUUUCCAUCUCCGCACCCCAUUCUCCCUCUUUCCAUCACCCAGCCCCAUUCUCCCGCUUUCCAUCACCCCGCCCCAUUCUCCCGCUUUCCGUCACCCCGCCCCAUUCUCCCGCUUUCCAUCACCCCGCCCCAUUCUCCCGCUUUCCAUCACCCCGCCCCAUUCUCCCGCUUUCCAUCACCCCGCCCCACUCUCCCGCUUUCCAUCACCCCGCCCCAUUCUCCCGCUUUCCAUCACCCCGCCCCAUUCUCCCGCAUUCCAUCACCCCCCUCCAUUCUCCCGCUUUCCAUCACCCCGCCCCAUUCUCCCGCUUUCCAUCGCCCAGCCCCAUUCUCCCGCUUUCCAUCGCCCCACCCCAUUCUCCCGCUUUCCUUCACCCCGCCCCAUUCUCCCUCUUUCCAUCACCCCGCCCCACUCUCCCUCUUUCCAUCGCCAUGCCCCAUUCUCCCUCUUUCCAUCGCCCCGCCCCAUUCUCCCACUUUCCAUCACCCCGCCCCAUUCUCCCUCUUUCCAUCACCCCGCCCCAUUCUCCCUCUUUCAAUCGCCCCGCCCCGUUCUCCCGCUUUCCAUCGCCCCGCCCCGUUCUCCCGAUUUCCAUCACCCGCCCCAUUCUCCCGCUUUCCAUCACCCCGCCCCAUUCUCCCGCAUUCCAUCACCCCGCUCCACUCUCCCGCUUUCCAUCACCCCGCCCUAUUCUCCCGCUUUCCAUCACCCCGCCCCAUUCUCCCGCUUUCCAUCACCCCGCCUCAUUCUCCCUCUUUCCAUCGCCCCGCCCCAUUCUCCCUCUUUCCAUCGCCCCGCCCCAUUCUCCCGCUUUCCAUCUCCCCGCCCCAUUCUCCCGCUUUCCAUCACCCCGCCCCAUUCUCCCGCUUUCCAUCACUCCGCCCCAUUCUCCCUGCGAAGAGAGCCAUUCUACGGGACAGCUGAAUUGCGUGGGACGCACGAUGGAGGUGCGUUUUGAGUCGACUCACAAGUCGCGCGAGGCAGAGCGACAAGGGCACCGAGACGGAGAGGUGCGUGGGGCUCACUACGACACGGAGAUGGAGGUGCGCUUUGAGUCGACUCACAAGUCGCGCGAGGCAGAGCGACAAGGGCACCGAGACGGAGAGGUGCGUGGGGCUCACUACGACACGGAGAUGGAGGUGCGCUUUGAGUCGGCUCACAAGUCGCGCGAGGCAGAGCGACAAGGGCACCGAGACGGAGAGGUGCGUGGGGCUCACUACGACACGGAGAUGGAGGUGCGCUUUGAGUCGACUCACAAGUCGCGCGAGGCAGAGCGACAAGGGCACCGAGACGGAGAGGUGCGUGGGGCUCACUACGACACGGAGAUGGAGGUGCGCUUUGAGUCGACUCACAAGUCGCGCGAGGAAAAGCGACAAGGGCACCGAGACGGAGAGGUGCGUGGGGCUCACUACGGCAUAGAGAUGGAGGUGCGUUUUGCGUCGACUCACAAGUCGCGCGAGGCAGAGCGACAAGGGCACCGAGACGGAGAGGUGCGUGGGGCUCACUACGACACGGAGAUGGAGGUGCGCUUUGAGUCGACUCACAAGUCGCGCGAGGCAGAGCGACAAGGGCACCGAGACGGAGAGGUGCGUGGGGCUCACUACGACACGGAGAUGGAGGUGCGCUUUGCGUCGACUCACAAGUCGCGCGAGGCAGAGCGACAAGGGCACCGAGACGGAGAGGUGCGUGGGGCUCACUACGACACGGAGAUGGAGGUGCGCUUUGAGUCGACUCACAAGUCGCGCGAGGCAGAGCGACAAGGGCACCGAGACGGAGAGGUGCGUGGGGCUGCGUGGGGCUCACUACGACACGGAGAUGGAGAGAUGGAGGUGCGUUUUGAGUCGACUCACAAGUCGCGCGAGGCAGAGCGACAAGGGCACCGAGACGGAGAGGUGCGUGGGGCUCACUACGACACGGAGAUGGAGGUGCGUUUUGAGUCGACUCACAAGUCGCGCGAGGCAGAGCGACAAGGGCACCGAGACGGAGAGGUGCGUGGGGCUCACUACGACACGGAGAUGGAGGUGCGCUUUGAGUCGACUCACAAGUCGCGCGAGGCAGAGCGACAAGGGCACCGAGACGGAGAGGUGCGUGGGGCUCACUACGACACGGAGAUGGAGGUGCGCUUUGAGUCGACUCACAAGUCGCGCGAGGCAGAGCGACAAGGGCACGGAGAGGGAGAGGUGCGAGGGGCUCACUACGACACGGAGAUGGAGGUGCGCUUUGAGUCGACUCACAAGUCGCGUGAGGCAGAGCGACAAGGGCACGGAGAGGGAGAGGUGCGUGGGGCUCAAUACGACACAGAGAUGGAGGUGCGCUUUGAGUCGACUCACAAGUCGCGCGAGGUAGAGCGACAAGGGCACUGA
Messenger RNA from Closterium sp. Naga37s-1, 4242 nucleotides. The record is from the annotation of a GenBank genome assembly. Lineage: Eukaryota; Viridiplantae; Streptophyta; Zygnematophyceae; Desmidiales; Closteriaceae.